Daucus carota subsp. sativus is the source of this 1290-nucleotide messenger RNA. RefSeq lists its product as uncharacterized. The record is from RefSeq and is a predicted model, not a curated record. The transcript is spliced from 2 exons. Lineage: Eukaryota; Viridiplantae; Streptophyta; Magnoliopsida; Apiales; Apiaceae. Bases 1 to 1290 code for a protein of 429 amino acids.
AUGAAUGAGCUCCAGGAAAGAGCCGGGAAGUAUAUCAAAGCGGAAGAAAGUUUGAAGAAAUCUCAGGUUGUCCAAGGACAAGCCUCCAACUCUAAGAAACGUGGAAAAGACACCGAGUACAAUGCAAAUAGCAAGUAUUCAAAGACUGAAGAUGAUGACAAGUCAUCCACGAAGAAGAAAUCAGGACCGAAGUUCACCAAAUAUGCAAGGCUGAAUGCCCCUACAAGUCAAAUCCUGAUGGAAAUUGAGAAGGAAGGAGGAGUUCGAUGGCCAAAGCCUAUCAGAACUGAUCCUGAGAAGAGAAACAAGGAUCUAUACUGCAGGUUCCACAAAGAUACGGGUCACAAGACCGAUGAUUGUCGGCAGUUGAAGGACGAGAUUGAGUUAUUGAUCCGAAAAGGCAAGUUGUCCAGAUACACCAAGGAGGGGGAUAAGAAUGCCCGAGGCAAUGAUGAUCGAGGGAGAGACAAUGACGAUCGAAGGAAUCAGCCUCGAGGACCUGUGGUUAAUGUAAUUUCUGGAGGACCAACCGCUGCUGGCACAUCUAGGGUGAAGUUCCCCCAUGACGAUCCAUUAGUAAUCACACCCGUGAUCGGGAAUCCAUUUAGGAAAAGAGUCCUUGUGGACAAUGGGGCAUCUGUUGAUAUACUCUUCCACGACGCUUAUGAGAAGAUGGGAUAUGCUGAUUCACAAUUAACACCUUCAGAUAUGCCUAUAUACGGUUUUAAUAACACGGAGACGAAAAUUGAAGGAAUGAUCCAACUACAGGUAACAAUGGGACCCGAGCCUAGACAGGCCACAUGUAUGUUGAACUUUUUGGUCGUUAAAGCCUCAUCAACCUACAAUGCUAUCCUUGGAAGAACAGGGAUACACGCUUUUAAAGAAAUUCCAUCUACUUACCACUUGAAGAUCAAAUUCCCGACUAAGAACGGAGUGGGAGAAGAAAUAGGACAUCAAAAGAUGGCUAGAAGUUUUUAUGCGGGGGCUUUGAAAUCUGGAGGAGUCGGGGGGCAAGUUAUGCCUAUUGAAGAUCUAGAUGUUAGGGGCGAGGAGGAACGAAAAGGCAAGCCUGCCGAGGACUUGGUCCCUAUCUCCCUAUAUCCUGAUGAGCCGGAGAAGGUUACCUUUGUUGGAGUUUCACUCCCCAAGGACUUGAAGGUUGAGUUUGUUAAAUUCUUGAGGAACAACCGUGAUGUUUUUGCUUGGAUAGCUGCUGAUAUGCCAGGUAUUGACCCCUCCUACAUGACACAUAAGUUGAAUGUUAAUCCCGAAAGGAAGCCGAUACAGUAG